GCUCCCUACCUUUGGGGAGCCCGGUGAUCAAGCAAGACCCCGACACCUAGUGGUUCAAGGUCAAGACUUUCGAACAUGCUGGCCUAUUUUUGGCAACUGCAGUAGCCGUCUUGUUGACAUACGUCAUUCACUCUGUGAGGAAACCCGCUCCGCCUAGCGCUCGCGUUGACAUAACACUUCCCACAAGGUCCUGUUCGCUACCGAUGUUCCUCAUAUCAAGGGUCUUCCGGAGAUUCCGGGUGCCGUUCCUCUCUUUGGUCACCUGCUUAAACUCGGAGAGGACCAUGCGAGCACUUGUGAAAGGUGGUGGCGCCAGUAUGGCCACUCCUGUUUCCAAAUCAAGUUGGGUAAUACUCGCGCCGUCGUGGUCAACUCAUUUGAGGACUGCAAGAAAAUGCUGCUUGGCAAUCAGAAUGCCGUUAUUGAUCGCCCUACGUUGUACACAUUUCACGGCGUCAUCAGCUCGACGCAGGGAUUCACGAUUGGCUCGUCGCCUUGGGACGAGUCCUGCAGAAAGAAGCGCAAGGCAGCGGGCACCGCACUCGCAAGACCUGCCCUUAGGAACUAUUACCCCAUGUUCGACCUGGAGAGCUAUUGCAUCGUACGAGACCUCAAACAAGACAGCUGCAAUGGGGAGAUCGAGAUUGACGUACGCCCAUACAUUCAACGCUACGCGCUGAACACAACCUUGACCCUUUGCUAUGGCAUUCGAAUGGAUGCUGUAUAUGACGAGCUUUUGAGCGAGAUUCUCCACGUUGGAUCUGCUAUUUCCCUUUUGCGAAGUGCAUCGGAGAACUACCAGGACUACAUACCUGCCAUGCGAUACUUGCCGAAUAAUCAGAAAAAGGCUCGGGCAAAAAGUUUGCGAGAUCGCCGCGACGCCUACCUCGAUCUUCUCCUGAACAAGGUGCGCGAUAUGAUUCGAAGAGGAACGGAUAAGCCAUGCAUAUCGGCUGCCAUCCUACAAGAUGAGGAAACCAAGCUGUCUGGUGUCGAGGUUUCCUCCGUUUGUCUCUCACUGGUAUCCGGCGGAUUCGAGACUAUUCCAGGCACAUUGACCUCUUGCAUUGGAUCUCUGUCGACGAGGGAAGGACAGGCGUGGCAAGACCGGGCCUACCAGGAUAUCAAGCGCCAUUACACCGACAUAGGACAAGCAUGGAGGUCGUGCUUCAUCGAAGAGAAGGUUCCUUAUGUCAAUGCGAUCGUCAAGGAAGCUGGGCGGUACUACACUGUCAGCGCGAUGAGUCUGCCCAGGAAAACCGUGACUCAGGUACAUUGGAACGGUGCCGUUAUCCCGGCCAAGACAAUGAUACUGGUUAAUGCUCAAGCGGGAAAUCACGACACUGAUCAUUUUGGGCCCGGCGGUGGCCGAUUCGACCCUGAAAGAUGGCUCAAGUCACUAGACCCUCCCACCGAGAAUGAUAUAGAUGGACUUGCCCAUUUGAGUUUUGGCACAGGUUCACGUGCGUGUUCGGGCCAGUACAUAGCUUCCAGGCUGUUGUACUCCGCCUUGGUAAGGUUGAUCUCCUCGUACAAGAUCGUUGCAAGCGAGGAGAUGCCGCCCAACACAGACUACGUCAACUACAACCAGUUCAAAACGGCACUGGUUGCCAUUCCACGCGCGUUCAAGGUCAAGCUGAUACCUAGGAACCCUGAUGCCACUGCAGCGUGCCUGGCCGAUGCCCAGGGGCGUACGAGCCAACACUACAAGGAAUAAUGGACAUGACAAAUGACUGAAGACUGAAGAUGCGGUACUUGAUUCCGGUCACGUUGUGGCGGCACCCAGAUAAAACAACAAUGGGGCUUAUGGUUAUGAAUAGGGAGGACGUUCAACACGUCGCACCCUACAUGUAGCUAUGGUACGGAAGGACCGCCAACCUUGGCAUCUCGGCCUGCCGCAGAAAUUGAAGCUAUGAGAGAUUGUCAGGCUGCAAGAUGUGGGGUAGCGUAUAAAUGGCGCCCGAGAUUGCGAUGGACAGUUUCGGCAGGUGCUUAGAUUAGCUGUACUUCAAAGGCGUGCAUGUUCACAACUCGAAACUAGAC
Molecule: messenger RNA, 2043 nt
Organism: Purpureocillium takamizusanense
Lineage: Eukaryota; Fungi; Ascomycota; Sordariomycetes; Hypocreales; Ophiocordycipitaceae
Product: Phenylacetate 2-hydroxylase
Exons: 3
Coding region: 395-1717 (440 amino acids)
Molecular function (GO): iron ion binding; monooxygenase activity; oxidoreductase activity, acting on paired donors, with incorporation or reduction of molecular oxygen
Source: RefSeq, a predicted model, not a curated record